Messenger RNA from Spathaspora passalidarum NRRL Y-27907, 1994 nucleotides. RefSeq lists its product as uncharacterized. Gene Ontology annotation, cellular component: nucleus. NCBI's taxonomy places the organism in Eukaryota, Fungi, Ascomycota, Pichiomycetes, Serinales, Debaryomycetaceae. Gene Ontology annotation, molecular function: DNA-binding transcription factor activity, RNA polymerase II-specific; RNA polymerase II cis-regulatory region sequence-specific DNA binding. Gene Ontology annotation, biological process: positive regulation of transcription by RNA polymerase II; mitotic cell cycle. The record is from RefSeq and is a predicted model, not a curated record. The coding region runs from base 1 to 1638 and encodes 545 amino acids. The transcript is spliced from 2 exons.
AUGUUUAAGAAGCCAGAACAGUACCAUUACCCUGGAGGUCCGGAGGUACAUCAACAACCCCAACCACAGGGAGCUCCACCGAUCUCUGUGACAGGUCCUCCUCAAUUCCAACAACAGCAACCUGACUAUCAGCAGCAACAACAGCAACCACACCCACACCCACAUCAUGCUCAAGUUCAGUUACACAUGAAUGGAAUAGUUUCUUCCAACGGUAAUGUUUCAGGAACAGUGCCAUCUCGAAGAGGACCUUGGUCACCUAUGGAAGAUAAGAAAUUAUUGGAACUAAUUACUAUAUUUGGUCCAACAAAUUGGGUUAGGAUUUCCAACAAUUUAUUAACUCGUACUCCUAAACAAUGUCGUGAACGUUAUCAUCAAAAUUUGAAACCUUCAUUGAAUAGAUCUCCUAUAACUGUAGAAGAAGGAGAAUUGAUUGAAAGCUUAGUUGCCAAGUAUGGUAAGAAAUGGGCAGAAAUUUCCCGUCAUUUGAAUGGAAGAUCUGAUAAUGCCAUCAAGAAUUGGUGGAAUGGAGGUGCAAACCGUAGAAGAAGAGCCAGUUUGGCCACAGUCUCUUCUAAUGACAAUGUUUCUAAUGACCCUAGUGCAAAGAGGAAUAAUUCUAUAAGUGCAGCACCAAAUGGGUAUUCUGAAGUUAAGCCCGGAGCUGCUAUGUUGCCACCACCUCCAACUGCACCAGUUACUUCUUCAACCACGUCUACAAGCACUGCUAACAGCACUGCACCAACUUCUGCUGGUUCCACCACUGGUGUUAGUCCUUCUUCGUCAGAAGCAACGUUGUCAGCUGUUACAGCAGCAACUACUAUUACCACCACCACCACCAAUACUUCAGGAUCAACUUCUGCCGAUUCAAAUAGACAUACACAACUUCCACAAAUUUCCUUCAAUACAUCAAUGUUUGGUAAACCAUCUUUAGAUAAGAAUGGCUCAAGAACGUCACCACCACCACAUAUUCAAGGACCAGGAUUGAGAUCUGCCAGUUUUGAUAUGAAUUCAACCACAUUACCUCCCAUAAAUCAAAGUAACAAGCGUAGAUUAAUUGAAGAUCAAUUCAAUAGAAGACAUUCAUUAGCAAAUCCACUUUUACCCCUCCCAACACCAUCAGGAACCGUCUACCCUAAUUCAUCCCAUCCGAACUUGUUAAGUUCCUACACUACUAAUCCGAAUGGAAAUGUUUCACCAUCAUAUUACGGGUCACCAUUAUUACUAAGUAAUAAUGCUUCACGAAAUAAUUCCAUUUCACAUUUUGAAUUGUUGAAUAAUUCCACUUGCAGCUCCUCCAGAAGAUCAAGUUCAAUUGCCCCUGAUUUCUUCCCUAACCCGUUAAACAAGGACUCUACAAACCACAAGAGAAACUUGUCACAGAAUUCCUUGUUCAAUUCUCCAUCAAUGGCUCCACUCACAAGAUCACUGAUUUCUUCAAAUGUCAGGUCCGAAGACCGUUCCAAUAGCAACACAUCAAUUAAUGAAACUGUAAAGGAAGAUGAAGAAGAGAUGCUCCCUAGAGACGAAAUUAAGCAGCAAGACCUGACUGACAAAGAUACUCAAAUGGAUCAAGAUGAAGAAACACUUUCUGCCCCUAGAGCGAAAAUCAAGAUGUCUGUUUCUUCGUUGCUUGAUUAGUAUGGAUGUGUUGGUGUUAUAUGGACAAUUGAUUGACUUUUACUUACCAUGUUGUAUUAAUAUCUACCCUCUUAAUGUAAUUUAGCUGGUGAUUAGUUUGGUUGCCAAAUUUUUUUUACCACCAAAUAACUAAACAAAAAAAAACAAUAAGUUUUGGUCGUUUUAUUUACUGGUUAAUUUUUAUAUUACGCCUUUUUUUGAUGUUGUCAUUUGUUUUACUUAUUUAAAAAACACCCAAGCACUCGGUGCUUCUUUUCAAUUCAUGUUGAAUUUGUUUACAAUUGUUGAUUUUAUAUAGAGUUUAUAAACUUUUUGGUUUUAUUAUUGACUAAUAUAUCAAAAAUUGUCUAUUGCAG